This is a messenger RNA of Lineus longissimus, 2013 nucleotides long. Its product is annotated as transcriptional regulatory protein AlgP-like. Lineage: Eukaryota; Metazoa; Nemertea; Pilidiophora; Heteronemertea; Lineidae. The record is from RefSeq and is a predicted model, not a curated record. The transcript is spliced from 2 exons. Bases 20 to 1246 code for a protein of 408 amino acids.
CAUUCACACACAAAACAUCAUGAAGACGGACGUGGCAUUUUUCGUAUUUAUUUGCCUUUUUACACUUAAUGUAAAACCGAGCGACCAGUUGCCACAAGCUGCCGCUGCCGAAUCGGUGCCUCCCAAUCCUGCUGCACCCGUGCCACCCGCUGGGGAACAGAAACCUGCAGCAGCACAGCCACCGAAACCAGCACCAGUGCCCGUUCAGCAGCAGAAACCAGCGGCAACACAACCAGUGCCAGCUCAACAGCAGAAACCAGCCGCAACACAACCACCGAAACCAGCAGCAGUGCCAGCUCAACAACAGAAACCAGCGGCAGAACAGCCACCAAAACCAGCAGCAGUGCCAGCUCAACAGCAGAAACCAGCGCCAGCACAGCCACCGAAACCAACAGCAGUGCCAGCUCAACAGCAGAAACCAGCAGCAGUACCUGUGCAGAAACAGAAACCAGCAGCAGUACCCGUGCAGCAACAGAAACCAGCAGCAGUACCCGUGCAGCAACAGAAACCAGCAGCAGUACCCGUGCAGCAACAGAAACCAGCAGCAGUGCCCGUGCAGCAACAGAAACCAGCAGCAGUACCCGUGCAGCAACAGAAACCAGCAGCAGUGCCCGCGCAGCAACAGAAACCAGCAGCAGUACCCGUGCAGCAACAGAAACCAGCAGCAGUACCCGUUCAACAAGUAAAACCAGCGGCACCAGCACAAGCGCUGACUCCUCCUGUUCAGAAACAGGCAGCAGCGGCCCCUGCUCCAGCUCCGAAACCAGCAGCACCAGCAGAGCCACCGAAACCAGCAGCAGUGCCUGUUCAGCAACAAAAACCAGCAGCACCAGAGCAGCCUCCGAAAGAAGCUGCUCAAGCCGAACAAAAGAAACCGGCGCCGGCUGCUGCUGAACUACCAACACAAGCGGCCACCCCUGAGAAAAAGCCGGCCGCAGCAACCAAACCAGCAGUAAAAGAGGAAGUAAAAAAGCCAGAGCCGGUUGCAGAAAAGCCUGCAGUCGAAAAGAAAGCAGCAGAACCAGUGAAAGAAGUGCCAGUCGCAGCAAAGCCAGCUGCAGCCCCAGAAAAGAAGGCAGCAGAACCCAAGGAACAGAAAACCACAGACGGAAAGAAAAAGCCAGCUAAACCUACAGAGGAGAAAACGGACAGUUCGCCUCUUUCCUUUUUCAAAAGAGUGAAAGCUUGGAUUGUAAAAGUCCUUGGACUGGGUAAAGGCGGGAGGACGAAAAGUGGAGAGUUGUAAAAGAGAUAUUGCUCAAUUAACAUCUUUCAUUCUGGUCAGUCUCUGAGUUCUUCAACCAAUGAAUAGCUUUGUCCCUGUGUUUGGUCAAGGUUGGAAACGUGCCGAUGUGUGUUUCUAAACCUCACUAGUGAUUCGAAUGUCAGGACAACAACAGCGUCGUUCUUGUCAAAACAGCAUCUAAUGGAACAGCUGACUGAGCUAUCCUAUAGCCGGCUCUACCAAGUCCGUGUUGCGACCGCCACUUCUGACGUUGUUCUUCUGACACCACUACUGAGGUGAUUUCGACGCCCCCUGAGCGGUUUAAUAGUGACGGAGUUAUGAUUGCCGGGCGUAACUUGUGUCUGAUUUUGGCAUGAUAUGUGUAUUGGGGUAUGAUUGUGACGAUAAGUAGUCGUCACUGGACGCAUCACCUCCGCCCCGCUUCGUGCAUUACCAAGGUAUCCAGGACAAUAGGUGGAGGUGGGGGGGGGGGGGGGGGGGGAGUAAUUCAGUGAUUCAGUGACAAUUACAAUUAAGUGACUUCAAGUGGUGAAUGGUUUUGAUGUACUCAUAUUCUGAGGCAACAGAGACUGUUAUCAGGGACGUAAUAUUGAACGCUAAUUACUUCAAGCUAAUUAACGUGUAACUUAAUCUGACCUUGGAGUAAUUAGUUCUCAAUAUUCCGUCCAUGAUCUCACCUAUCUGGCUGCAUCCUGAGAAACAUUAACCCCUGAUUUCCCAGGAGGAUCUGGCUGCUGCCUAUAGUCUGUCUUUAAUAGUCGGGGUUA